UCUGACAUCUGUUUACUUCUGACAGAUUUGAAGAAUACCAGAUGAAUAAGAGGAUCACAAAUGAACCUCAACAGCCUUCCAUAUCACAAUUUCUGGACACUCGUGCUGGGCAGUACAGUAUGAAUCAUCCACAGCAGAAAGCCAUUACAAAUGCCUUACUACGUGACUUAAUUAUUGGUAGCAAUCUGUCUAUUGUGGAAAACAAGAGUUUUCGACACUUUCUGACAGUAGUCGACAGCAAAUACAGCCCAAUAUGUCGCAGAACAAUGACAUCAAAAAUAGAAGAUCUUGCUGCUGAGAAACAUUUGAUGUUAAAAACCCAGCUGAGCCAGACUGAUCAUGUUUCAGUGACAGUGGACAUUUGGUCAGACCGAAAGAUGAGGGGUUUCCUUGGCAUCACAAAAAGGAAUUGAGAGGCUCGAGGUAAAAUCAAAACUGUUGGCCUUUGAGCGCUUCAAAGGCUCGCACACAGGUGAAAGAAUCUGUGAAAAGUUUGAAGCUGUAUGCGAUGAAUACAACAUCAAAGAUAAGCUAGAUUACAUUAUAAGUGACAAUGCUGCCAAUAUGCGAAAAGCAUUUACUGUAUGCUUUCCCACUGACCAAGGUGAGGAACCUGAUGAUAAUCAUCGUCUUGACGACCCAGAGCUCUGGCAUGACUUACCCUUGGAAGAUCAGGAAACAGUCGGUGCUUCUUUGGGAAAGAAACAUCGCCUGCAAUGUUUUGCUCACACACUUCAGCUGGUGGUGAGAGAUGGCCUGACAGAGACCAAAGUGGCAUCUCCUGCCCUUUCAAAGCUAUCUAAGCUCAGCUCACUACUGCACACAAGCACAACAUUGAAAGAUGUGUUUGAAGCUGAAUUUGGUGAACGGAAAAGCAUCCCUGCUUCUGUAAUCACAAGAUGGAAUUCAAUAGUGAGACAAGUGAAGGCGGUUCUUCAAUGUGAACAUCUAAAACUCUGUGCUAUUCUUGAAAAGGCCGGGCACAAGAAGUUGUUAUUCACAAUACGAGAGUGGAACUUGUUGAAGGAGAUGGUGGACAUCUUGAAACCGUUUGAAGAAGCAACUGAUUUGACACAAGGUGAGAAAAUAGUGACGAUCAGUGCUGUUGUUCCAUCCGUGCUGUCCCUCAAUCACCACCUUGAGAAACUGAAGCCGCAAGUCCGUUUCCUGAAUGGUCUGGUCAGCAGUCUCCAGGCAUCUUUGAACAAAAGAUUUCUUGGAAUUUUUAUCAGUGUACAAAUGGCGAGAGCAGAAGAAGGGAUCACUGCACCCUUUUCAGAUCCAGUGUACCUCAAAGCAGCUGCUUUGGAUCCAGCGUUUUCUCUGUUGUGGGUGGAACACCAUGUGUUGGGCAGUCAGGACAUGAAGACAGAAGUGACACAAAAAGUUAAAGAUCUGAUCCUGGAAAAUGCUGCAGAUCCUGCAAAGUUGGAGCAACACGUGACUCCUGGUGAUAAAGAUCAGAAGGACUGUGAAGAUGGAGGACUGUUUGCUUCUUAUUGUAAGAGGCAGAAGAAGGAUGUCCAGACAAGUCCAGCACUACAGCUAAGUCAUUACCUCCAUAUUGCUGAUGGACAGAACGCCCUCUUGUUCUGGGCAAUGAACAUGCACACUCUUCCUUCACUGUUUAAUGUGGCCACCAGAGUUUUGGCAGUGCCUGCUUGCAGUGCUCCAGUGGAGCGCGUCUUCAGCUAUGGUGGCAUCAUUUUACGUCCUCAUCGUGCACAAAUGACAGACAGACUUUUUUCCAGUUUGGUCUUUUGCAAAUGCAAUGCAGAAUAG
Xiphophorus hellerii (green swordtail) is the source of this 1782-nucleotide messenger RNA. RefSeq names its product zinc finger BED domain-containing protein 4-like. Gene Ontology annotation, biological process: regulation of transcription by RNA polymerase II. NCBI's taxonomy places the organism in Eukaryota, Metazoa, Chordata, Actinopteri, Cyprinodontiformes, Poeciliidae. Gene Ontology annotation, molecular function: protein dimerization activity. The record is from RefSeq and is a predicted model, not a curated record. Bases 565 to 1782 code for a protein of 405 amino acids. The transcript has 2 exons. Gene Ontology annotation, cellular component: nucleus.